AUGCCACGUCGAAGCGAGUCUUUCUGCACGUCCGAAUUACCCUGCGUCAUUGAAGACCUCGACACGUACUUCUGGAUCUCACGAAAGCGCGGCGAGAUGGGCCCGGAAAUUCGUCGGACUAAGUCUGCGGACCCUGUCCUCCCUUCCGUGCCGCAAGUGGACGGACCGACCGAACAGCGCAAGGCCAACAAGAAAAGUAAGUCGAAGAAGAAGAGUAACAAUAAGAAAAACAAAAACAAGGGAAAAGGCAAAGCUGUUGAGGUUGAAGUCGCGGUCGAGGACAAUGUUGUUGUUGCUGUCGUUGAUAGUGGCUGUGACGUGGCCAAGGAGGGACAGCAACAGAAGCAGACUGAGAACGGCGAUGACCAUCGUGUUGAUGAUGUUGUUGCUGCUACUGAUAGCGCCAUUUCUACUGCUGCUGGUGGUGAAGAAGUCAAGAAUGGUGAUAAUUUGCCUCCACCCUAUUCCAGCGCGGGAGAGGACACAAGCAUUGGCGAGCCUGCCUCUUCGGUGGUGACCAACUCGCCGGUGGCCAGAAUGGCACCGGUCGCCGAAGCAGCUGUUCUCAAGGCGAAGAUCUUGGAAGCGAUGAAAAGAAAAGAAAGACUCGAACGCCAAAUCCAAGAGGAACGCAACUCUAAUGCUCAGGCUAGCUCGUCCCAGAGAUCUGUGCCUGCUAAGUCGGAUACUUCGUCCAUUAGCCAGCAACGACCUGACACUGGUAGUGUCGACAAUCUUUCGCAAGUCAACCGUUCGCAGCACAGUCCAGUGAGUGAGAUGCGUGUCACUGGCAACAAUUCGCAACCUUCCACCUCAGUCGUGAACUAUUCUUCUGAAGAAGCUAAACUCAACAGUACUGUCGGGCUCACAUGCGGGCUCCUUGCCGCUUUGAUCCAAGCUGCUGUGUUCAUAAGCCCAUUCAAGGAUGCAACUGUCCCCCGAGAUCGUCUUGCUGUUAGCGACACUGAGACACCCAGCGAUGUCGGUCAAGGUGUGGAAGGCGGUAGUACGGUUGCUGAACGCAACACUUCGAUUGGAAAGAAAAGCGUGGUAGAUGAAAAGGGCAAGGGUGUGGAUUCACUUUCGACACAUCUCAUUCAGUUGUUCGAAAGUCGUGAGCUUUGUGAUUUUCACUUCAAACUGACGUCGUCGAGCAAUGGCUUGUACCAAUCCACCAUCAUCCCCGUGCAGGUGGCCGUUAUCGCUCGCAGCCCGUUCGUUGCCGCGCUCCUGCGGACUCAACUUUAUCGGGAAGGACACCGCGAAAUUGCUGUGACACUGGGUGACCAAGUCAACUUGAUACAGGGAUUCGAGCAAGCGAUUCGCAACCUGUAUGGGGCACCACUUCUCCACGGCGAGCAGCUGAGAACCGAGGCCCUUGCAGUACUAGGGUACACCGAAGAGUCUCAAAGCAUGUACCCAUUCCCGAUCAGAACAGCCAUGCUCGAUUUGGCCUUUUCGUACGCUGCAUCUGGAGCCUUCCUUCACGUCAGUGGCGUCCUCGAGGCAGGCAUCAGAAUGGCACUGGAGCUGAUCGACUGGAGCACUGUCGAAACAAUCAUCCACUUUGGUCUCCGUGUGGAUAGAUUCUCAAUUAUUCUGGAGGGCACCGAAACUCCUCCGGGCAGUCCUCGCGCCAAUCAUACUCGGUCCGGACAUGUCCUGGUCAGAAACCGACAGCUCCGAGACAUCUGGGCCCCAUUGCUGGUCAGAGCCGCGUUGUCGUUCAUCGCCGAGAGCAUCGAUGACAAGUUCGUCUUGUACUCCCAAGCCCAAAGCCUGCAUGUUCCAAACCGUAUCCCAGAGAGCUUGAACACUGGACCUGGUGUCAUAGGCUCUGAGCCGGGAUCUGCCUCCGCGAACUCAACAACGACUGAGAGCAAGCCAAACCGCGAGACCUUGGUCGCCUCCGCUGUGCUGAUCAGCCUCCCGUUCGUGCAUCUGCAAGAGGUGUUCAGAACUUUGAGUUCACGUCGCGUACUGUCAAACAACCUCGCACAAGCGAUAAUGAGUGAGAGGGAAUCACGACGGCUGCAGGCACUGCGAGAGCUUGGCAAGAAAGGCGAGAUUAAUGAGAAGAACCUCCCCAGUGAGACGAAGGAGUUGGGUUACGGGGAAUAUCUCGUCUUCAAGAGUGUCUGCAAGCAAGGCCAAGGACCCGUGACGGUGACAACAGAAGUCAGCCUGGAGAGGGAGUGGAUUGGUUGUCGGUCGCCAGACGCCAAACAGUAG
This is a messenger RNA of Aspergillus tubingensis, 2232 nucleotides long. RefSeq lists its product as uncharacterized. The transcript is spliced from 4 exons. The record is from RefSeq and is a predicted model, not a curated record. NCBI's taxonomy places the organism in Eukaryota, Fungi, Ascomycota, Eurotiomycetes, Eurotiales, Aspergillaceae. Bases 1 to 2232 code for a protein of 743 amino acids.